Messenger RNA from Cervus elaphus (red deer), 270 nucleotides. RefSeq names its product sperm-associated acrosin inhibitor-like. Lineage: Eukaryota; Metazoa; Chordata; Mammalia; Artiodactyla; Cervidae. The transcript is spliced from 4 exons. The record is from RefSeq and is a predicted model, not a curated record. Bases 1 to 270 code for a protein of 89 amino acids. Gene Ontology annotation, molecular function: protein binding.
AUGUCCUUCUUCUCAUCAUGGAUCAAAGCUAUUUUCAUCAUUGGUUUGGCAUUUUCUCUUUAUUCUGAAACUGCUUUUGUAUCUUCUGGAGAAAUUCGCAAAAGGCCAGAAUGUAACGUGUAUAAGGAUCAAUUACACUUUUGCACAAAAGAAAAAGAUCCAGUCUGUGCAACGAAUGGCCAAACGUACUCCAAUAAAUGCCAUUUCUGCAGUAAAAAACUAGAAAGCAGAGGAAAAUUUGGUUUUAGUCACUGGGGUCAUUGUUGCUGA